AUAGGACCAUCAUCAUAGACGUCACUGCAGUGCUCCUUCCCUUGCAACUUGUCUUCCAACUUGUGAGGGUCACUCUCUCUUCCUCAGCAUGAUAUCUUUCUUAUGCCUUUGGCCAUUAUCCAUCCCUUCUUUCAUCUUAUUAUUCACCAGCAGUAUCUCCAUUCCUCUUCACCAUCACCAUGCCAAGAAUGCAUGGAGAAGUCAUAUGGCCCAGGUUGGUAGCCAGUAAGAUCCUUAGAAAGACAAUGGGAAGCAACAAUUUUGUUGCCGAUUUUACGACCAACUCUGAAUCUUUGCUGGAGCUUCCAUGCUUAGAACAACAAUCUCUCAGCUCUAAUGGCGUCACCGUUAAUGAUCAACGGGAGACACACAACUAUAAGGUUUUUGUUAGGACAUGGAAUGUUGGUGGGAUUGCACCAUCAGAUGCCUUGAACAUGGAGGAUUUGCUAGAGACAUGCAACAGCACUUCUUGUGACAUCUACGUUUUUGGGUUUCAGGAAGUUGUGCCACUACGAGCAUCGAAUAUCCUAGGAUCAGAGAAUAAUAGAAUCACAAUGACAUGGAAUUCCUUGAUCAGAGAAGCUCUAAACAAGAAGUCAUGCAUCCGAGAGAGAAAUGACAAAGGCAAACUAGAAGAGACCCAAAUCAGUGAUGGAAAUUCAAUUGAAAGUAGCAUUCCACUUGAGUUUCGGUGUAUCAUUUCUAAGCAAAUGGUUGGGAUAUCGAUAUCAGUUUGGGUUCGAAUUGAUCUUUGCCCUUAUAUUAGGAACCCUAGUGUUUCAUGUGUAGGCUGUGGCAUCAUGGGUUGCUUAGGAAAUAAGGGUUCUGUGUCAGUUAGAUUUCGGUUACAUGAAACAAGCUUCUGCUUUGUGUGUACUCAUCUAGCUUCAGGGGGCAGAGACGGUGAUGAGAAGUAUAGGAACUCCAACAUGGCUGAAAUUUUGUCGCGAACAAGCUUUCCUGGAGGUCCUGCACUUGAUUUGCCAAGAUCGAUUGUAGAUCACGAUCAAGUAAUUUUGCUUGGAGACUUGAAUUAUAGGAUCUCUCUACCCGAAUCAGCAACCCGAGCAUUAGUAGAUAAAGGAGAUUGGAAUGCUUUACUACAAAAUGAUCAGCUAAGCAUGGAGCUAAUGGAUGGUCAAGUAUUAGAAGGAUGGCAUGAAGGAACAAUCAAAUUUGGUCCUACAUACAAGUAUUAUCCAAAUUCUGAUGAAUACUAUGGUGGGGUUGAAGGCAAAAAAAGCAAAAAGAAUCGCAGUCCUGCAUGGUGUGAUCGGAUAAUUUGGUUUGGGGAAGGGUUAAAGCAACACCUAUAUGCUAGAGAAGAAUCAAGGUUAUCUGAUCACCGACCAGUGAAGGCAAUUUUCUCUGCCCAAGUAGAGGUUUUACGAAGAUUGAAAGGAUUACGAAAUUUCUUCCCAUCAGAGAGGUUUGAAUAGAUCAAAAGCCGGAUAGACUCGUCAAAUAAUGACCUAUCAAGCUUUCAAAUUAAGAGUUAAAUUGUCUCCAUGGUGUGACCAUGUACUAUAUUAUAUUUGAAAAUAAAAAAAUAAAAUAAAAUGGUGUAAGAGAAGCUUCUAUUAUAUUACUAUAAAUUUGCU
Messenger RNA from Camellia sinensis, 1601 nucleotides. RefSeq names its product type IV inositol polyphosphate 5-phosphatase 9. Gene Ontology annotation, molecular function: phosphatidylinositol-4,5-bisphosphate 5-phosphatase activity; phosphatidylinositol-3,4,5-trisphosphate 5-phosphatase activity; inositol-polyphosphate 5-phosphatase activity. NCBI's taxonomy places the organism in Eukaryota, Viridiplantae, Streptophyta, Magnoliopsida, Ericales, Theaceae. Gene Ontology annotation, biological process: phosphatidylinositol dephosphorylation. The record is from RefSeq and is a predicted model, not a curated record.